Thlaspi arvense is the source of this 2505-nucleotide messenger RNA. The record is from the annotation of a GenBank genome assembly. NCBI's taxonomy places the organism in Eukaryota, Viridiplantae, Streptophyta, Magnoliopsida, Brassicales, Brassicaceae.
AUGCGUCCCACUCCCAUCGAACUGUUUCUGUUGGUUUUGCUGUUUUUUUCUCUUCACUCUCAAACUUUGUCGAAACAUCAUCCUACUAUCAACCGUCUGCUUCACCGUUUGGAUUCCUUACGACCUACUCCGUCUGUACAAGAAUCAGCAGCAAAGGGUUUGUUGCAGAGACUGAUUCCGACCCAUUUUCACAGCUUUGAUUUCACAAUCAUCUCAAAGGAUGUUUGUGGUGGCAGCAGCUGCUUUCUAAUUGAAAACUAUGAUGGCCCUAGACGAAUGGGUCCUGAGAUUGUGAUUAAAGGCACAACUGGAGUUGAGAUUGCUUCCGGGCUCCACUGGUAUUUGAAGUAUAAAUGUAAUGCUCAUGUUUCUUGGGACAAGACUGGUGGCAUCCAGAUUUCCUCUGUUCCACAACCUGGACAUCUACCUCGUCUAGAUUCUAAACGCAUCUUGAUUCGCCGUCCUGUCCCUUGGAACUACUACCAAAAUGUGGUUACAUCUAGCUAUUCAUAUGUUUGGUGGGGAUGGGGGAGAUGGGAGAGAGAGAUUGACUGGAUGGCACUGCAAGGAAUCAACUUGCCUCUAGCAUUCACCGGGCAAGAAGCUAUCUGGCAAAAGGUUUUCAAGAGGUUCAAUAUCAGCAAAGAAGAUCUGGAUGAUUAUUUUGGUGGACCAGCGUUUCUCGCUUGGGCUCGCAUGGGAAAUCUUCAUGCGUGGGGUGGUCCAUUGUCUAAAAACUGGUUAGGUGAUCAGUUGCUUUUGCAGAAACGGAUACUUUCUCGGAUGCUGGAGCUUGGCAUGACUCCAGUACUUCCAUCAUUCUCAGGCAAUGUUCCAUCAGCUUUGAGAAAGAUAUACCCCGGGGCAAACAUAACUCGACUUGAUGACUGGAACACGGUGGAUGGUGAUUCUCGCUGGUGCUGCACUUACCUUCUGAAUCCUUCUGAUCCUCUCUUCAUUGAUAUUGGAGAGGCUUUUAUCAAACAGCAAAUUGAAGAGUAUGGAAAGAUUACAAACAUCUAUAACUGUGAUACAUUCAAUGAGAAUACUCCUCCCACAAGUGAACCUAAAUACAUAUCUUCACUAGGAGCUGCAGUGUACAAAGCUAUGUCUAAGGGAAACAAGGAUGCUGUAUGGUUAAUGCAAAAUGACAAGGCAAGGACUUCGUCAUUUCAUGCCAUGAUCUUUGAAAAGCUUUCUUACUUGAGACCCACCUUUGUGCAGGGUUGGCUUUUUAGUUCAGACUCGAAAUUCUGGAAGCCGCCCCAGAUGAAAGCGCUCUUACAUUCGGUUCCCUUUGGAAAAAUGAUAGUUCUUGAUCUAUUUGCUGAAGUCAAACCGAUAUGGAACACGUCCGCCCAAUUUUAUGCAACUCCUUAUAUCUGGUGCAUGCUUCACAAUUUUGGAGGAAACAUUGAAAUGUAUGGUAAUCUUGAAUCAAUUUCUUCAGGACCUGUAGAUGCUCGUGUCAGUGAAAAUUCAACCAUGGUCGGUGUGGGAAUGUGCAUGGAGGGAAUAGAGCAUAACCCAGUGGUUUACGAGCUAAUGUCUGAAAUGGCAUUUAGAGAUGAGAAAGUUGAUGUACAGAAAUGGCUGAAGAGCUAUGCACGCAGAAGAUACAUGAAAGAAAAUCAUCAAGUGGAGGCCGCUUGGGAGAUUCUCUAUCACACUGUCUACAAUUGCACUGAUGGAAUUGCAGAUCAUAACACAGAUUUCAUAGUAAAGCUUCCGGACUGGGAUCCAUCAAGUUCUGUACAAGGCGAAUCGAGAGAAACAGAUCCAUAUAUGAUCUCCACUGACCCAUAUGAAACAAAAAGAAGGUUCUUGUUGCAAGAUGAUAACUCUGGUUUGCCUAAGGCGCAUUUAUGGUAUUCUACAAAGGAGGUGAUCAAAGCUCUCCAACUUUUCCUGGAAGCUGGGGAUGAUCUGUUCGGGAGCUUAACAUAUAGGUACGACAUGGUUGAUUUGACGCGGCAAGUUUUAUCUAAGCUAGCAAACAAGGUGUACUUUGAAGCGGUGACCGCUUUUGUAAAGAAAGAUAUUGGAAGCUUAAGACGAUUGAGUGACAAGUUUCUUGAGCUUAUAAAGGACAUUGAUGUUUUGCUUGCUUCGGAUGAUAAUUUCCUUCUGGGGACAUGGCUUGAGAGUGCAAAGAAAUUGGCCAGAAACGUUGAUGAAAGGAAACAGUAUGAGUGGAACGCGAGAACACAAGUAACGAUGUGGUAUGACUCGAAAGAUGUGAACCAAAGCAAGCUUCAUGAUUAUGCAAACAAGUUCUGGAGUGGGUUACUUGAAGACUACUACUUACCCCGAGCGACGUUGUAUUUCAAUGAAAUGCUGAAAAGCUUAGGAGAUAAGAAGAAACUUGAGAUAGAGGAAUGGCGAAGAGAAUGGAUAACAAUGUCACACAAAUGGCAGCAAAGUUCAUCAGAGAUUUAUCCUGUUAAGGCAAAAGGAGACGCCUUGGCGAUUUCAAGGCAUCUGUUGCAUAAGUACUUCACAUGA